This is a messenger RNA of Sipha flava (yellow sugarcane aphid), 1097 nucleotides long. Its product is annotated as elongation of very long chain fatty acids protein 4-like. NCBI's taxonomy places the organism in Eukaryota, Metazoa, Arthropoda, Insecta, Hemiptera, Aphididae. Gene Ontology annotation, biological process: fatty acid elongation, monounsaturated fatty acid; fatty acid elongation, polyunsaturated fatty acid; very long-chain fatty acid biosynthetic process. Gene Ontology annotation, molecular function: fatty acid elongase activity. The record is from RefSeq and is a predicted model, not a curated record. The transcript has 7 exons. Gene Ontology annotation, cellular component: endoplasmic reticulum membrane. Bases 146 to 1021 code for a protein of 291 amino acids.
UAUAAUGUAAAUACUAAUUCGUUCGUAAUUCAUUUUUGUUUUGUUUUUUAUAUUAUUUAUUAAUUAAAAUCAAAGUGUAACUAAACUGCAAAACAACCUAUUCGUCUUGCGCACCAACAUAAUACACACAUAUAUAUACGUAUGUAUGAUGUAUACCGCACCGCCAAACGAGGGAUAUACAAUAUUCCGUUUGGAUUAUAACAUAUCUGCAAUAUUUGAACAAGUGGAACAGUUUAACCAAUGGUCAGAAUCCUUAAGUGAUAGUAGAACUAAAGGUUGGUGGAUGGUCAACUCGGGGCUUACUACAUUAACCAUAACCAUUUGUUAUUUAUUAAUAGUAUGGCUGACUCCGCGGUACAUGCAGAAACGUUCAGCAUACAAUUUAAAAUACAUAUUGAUAAUUUACAACGUUAUUAUGAUAUUGGUAAAUGUAUUCAUCUUUACAGAGUUAUUACUGAUGGCUAUCAAACUGAACUACAGUUGGAUGUGUCAGCCAAUAACCUACGUCAACCCAGAAGCUGAACUCAGGAUAGCGGUGGCCGUAUGGUUGUUUUAUUUGACGAAUUUUUUCGAAUUGUUGGACACCAUAUUUUUUAUGCUUCGAAAGAAAAACAAUCAAUUAUCUUUUCUUCACGUUUACCAUCAUUCAACAAUGUUUGUAUUCUCAUGGAUAGGUACCAAAUACGUACCAGGUGGCUCAGCAUUCCUACCUAUUUUAAUUAAUAGUUUUGUACACAUUAUAAUGUACUUGUAUUACACGCUAGCUGCAAUGCACUGUACGAAAAUCAUGAAAUACAAAAAAUUCGUAACAAUCAUUCAGUUGGCUCAGUUUACAUUUGCUCUGCCAUUAGGAAUUAAUGCCAUACACAGUGGUUGUAAAUGGCCAUUAUGGAUGAAGUAUUUACUUGUUUUUUAUAUGUUCACAAUGUUGGUUUUAUUUGGCGAUUUUUAUAAGAAAAACUAUAUUAAAAAGAUAAGGAAAGAUGAAGAAGAAGUUGGUCAAUGUUUAAAGAAAUUGUGAUGAUUUUAAUAAAAAUAUUAAAAUUUACCAGGCAUAAGAAAUAUUUUGGUUUAAUAGAGAUCAAUACAUAAAUCAA